AUGCCCGAGAACGUCAUGAGCAAGACAGUAACGCCGUUUCUGCGAGAGCACAUUCCCACGAUAUAUGCGCCUGUUGGCAAACCCAGCGGGAUCAUUGUCAACAGCGCAAGGAAAGACCCCAACAGCAAAUUCUGCUACCGUCAUCGUCCCGACUCGAAGUGCAGGAAAGCGGCCGACGAGUCGAAGAUGGCUGUGAUCCAAAGUUCUCUCGAGACGCUACCAGAUGCCGAUCGGCAAGCCAUCACAAAUGUGUGGUCCUUAUUCUCAGCCGCACCAACAAAACACCGCGACCUGAUGCUGCAGGGCAUUCUCACCCAGUGCUGCUUCCCACAGCUAUCGACUGUGGCCAGAGAACUUGGAGAGCAGCUCAAAAUAGACUUUAUUGCCGCCUUGCCCGACGAAUUGUCCCUCAAGGUCCUCAGCUAUCUCGACUGUGUGUCGCUCUGUAAGGCCGCUCGCGUGAGCCGGCGAUGGAACACACUCUCGUGCGACGACAUCGUGUGGCACAGGCUGUGUACUCAGCACAUCAACCGGAAAUGCACGCAUUGUGGUUGGGGCCUGCCGAAGCUCGAGAAGAAGCGCUUAAAAGAAUGGCGGCCUCAACGACUGGUCGACAUCCGACCGAGCGGAGUGUCGGCCACCGCCCCCGCCCCCGCCCCGACGAGCGAGCCAACUGCUGCCCCGGCCCUGCCUCUGACGCCGGCCACAAUCGUUACCAGCCCCGGCAAACGCUCGGCAUGCAGCGAUGAGGAAGAGGAGAACUCGAAGCGUGCGUGCAUCAGUGGUGUCGGGGAGUCAGCGGGACAGGAACUUGCACGUCGCUACAGGCCUUGGAAGGACGUCUAUCGUGAUCGCUUCAAGGUCGGCUCGAACUGGAAAUACGGACGCUGUUCAGUCAAAAUCUUCCGCGGGCAGCACACUAACGGCGUGACCUGCCUGCAGUUCGACGACAACAUCCUGGCCACUGGGUCUUAUGACUCAACGAUCAAGCUUUGGGACAUUGAGAAGGGCGAGGUCAUCCGUACACUGCAAGGACACACCAGUGGCAUUCGUGCCUUGCAGUUUGACGACAGGGUCCUUGUCAGUGGCAGUCUGGAUGGCACUGUAAAGAUCUGGAAUUGGCGAACCGGCCGCUGCCUGAAGACACUUGACCACCAAGGUGGCGUCGUCUCCGUGCACAUGGAGGGCGACCUCCUGGCAUCUGGAUCCAUGGACAAGACGAUCAAGAUCUUCAACUUCCGCACUGGCGUCUCGUGGUCCCUCAGAGGUCACACGGACUGGGUCAACCAGGUUCGUCUGGACACGGCUUCCAAUACGCUCCUGUCAGCUUCCGACGACUGCACCGUCAAGAUGUGGGAUCUCGACACAUGCAAGGUCAUUAAGACCUACGAGGGUCACGUCGGCCAGGUCCAGCAGGUCUUGCCCCUACCCGACGACUUCGAGUUUGAGGACGAGCACGGCAACGAGGUUGACUUGGCGACCGUAGCUAGUCCCCGCAGCAACACGCCCCCUCCCAGUGCGUCGAACGACACCACGGCGGUCAAUGAGGAGCGCGCCGCAUAUGGCCCGGCCUUUGAGAACGACCCCACGAGACAGUUGCCCCCCCGGUUCAUGCUCACCGGCUCUCUCGACGCGACCAUGCGAUUAUGGGAUACCGCUACCGGGAAGACCCUUCGCCCCUUCUUUGGCCACGUUGAAGGCAUCUGGGCUCUGAGCGGCGACACGCUGCGCUUCGUGACCGGCGCCAACGAUGCCACCGUCAAGAUCUGGGAGCCAAAGGCCGGAAAGUGCGAGCGCACAUUCACCGGCCACGCCGGUCCCGUCACCUGUGUCGGUCUCAGCGACGCGCGAAUGGCCAGCGGCGGCGAGGAUGGCGAGGUUCGUCUGUACUCAUUUGCCGACAGCGGCUCGCACGUCGAGGAGCGCGGCACACCCUCGUGA
Molecule: messenger RNA, 1941 nt
Organism: Microdochium trichocladiopsis
Lineage: Eukaryota; Fungi; Ascomycota; Sordariomycetes; Xylariales; Microdochiaceae
Product: WD domain-containing protein
Exons: 2
Coding region: 1-1941 (646 amino acids)
Molecular function (GO): protein binding
Source: RefSeq, a predicted model, not a curated record